Molecule: messenger RNA, 1899 nt
Organism: Amphibalanus amphitrite
Lineage: Eukaryota; Metazoa; Arthropoda; Thecostraca; Balanomorpha; Balanidae
Product: cysteine-rich and transmembrane domain-containing protein B-like
Exons: 3
Coding region: 375-761 (128 amino acids)
Source: RefSeq, a predicted model, not a curated record
AUCUAACCAAGGCCCAAGGCUCUAAAACCUAAAACCAAGGCCCUAAAACAUAAAAGUCUAAAACCUAAAACUAAAACCUAGAGCCUAACACUACUAACAACUCUUGUUCCGAUUUCGGGUUGAUUGGUUCCGAUUAUAUCCGUUUUGUUUUGUGCGUUUUUAACCAAAUAUAUUGACCACAUCACCAGCUUCAAGUCCCUAACUCCUUGGUCGUCAGUGAAUAUAAGAUCUCUAUGGUCAGUGAUUCAAUCGUUCAAGGGCCCUGAUUCAAGCCUUUGAUUCUUGAGGGCCCUGGAUUGCGCACCUCGUACCUCAUGAAUAGUACUAACCUCGUGAACGUCCUAGACGUGACAUCUCUAAGAGCGUAGCCAGCGAUGAGCGGCUACCCUCAGUCUGGCUACCCGCCGGGUCCGGGAGGCCCAUACGUCUCCCAGCCGAGCGGGAUGGGAGGCCCGCCUCAGUACCCUGGCCAGGGCUACCCGCCGCCCGGCUACCCACAGGGGCCGUACCCUCAGGGGCAGUACCCGCAGGGUCAGGGGUACCCCCAGGGACCGUAUCCCGGCCAGGGGUACCCGCAGGGCCAGCCGUACCCGGGCCAGCCCUACCCCGGACAGCCAGUCAUAGUGCAGCAGCAGGAGCGCCGGGACAGCGGCGGCGACGGCUGUCUCAAACAGAUGGCCAUCUGCUGUGGUAUCUACGCCUGCCUGUCCUGCUGCAACCCCUGUGAGUGGCUCGGCUGUCUGCUCGGCUGCGACGACUGAACGCAGACUGCCGAUCGGCCAGUGACUGACCGCGGGCAACGGGCUGAGACUGAGCGCGGACUGCGGCCGGAGACUGAGGCAGAUAGCGGCCAGAGACUGAGCGCAGAAAGGGCCGGAGUCUUCUCUGAACGGCCCGGCGACUGACUGUGCGCAGACACUGGACAGACAGCGAUGAGUGAACACUACCACCCAGACACUGUCGGGUUUAAACGAAGGAUGCUUUAGGGAGCCAGUCGGUGAUUCAGCGUGGAUCUAUGGGACAGUACGGACGGUGUGACUGCGAUUGUUGGAUGUCCUUCCACGCAGUGUAGCACCGUGACCGACCAGUGGAGGGCACUGUAGGACGUCAGCUGUUUGCACUUGGCACUGAACUCACGUUUAACGUGAUGUGCACCCCUAAGAUUGAGUGUGUCGUCGCUGUGAUUUUGCAGAAGUGGUGACGGUUGCGCCCGCCACACGUUUGAGAUAUAAGCAUUGCUGUGGCCGAGUUAUUUUUUCAAUUCAAUCGCCGCGCCCCAUGAGCCUUGGAAGUUGUAGGUAUAGGACGAAGCUGGGCGGUUAUUAGUUUAUUUAUUUUUCUGAUUCUCUACUGUGUUGGGGCAUGUGCGAUGCAGCGUUGCGAAAAAUGGUAUCACCGAAUGUGUGAAGCAUGCGAGCAGCGCAACCCUCUUUAUACACCGGCAGAGCUUCAGGAUACUGGAUGCCUUGUAUUGUGCUGUUCAUUCACGCAUGUUGAAGGUUUGUCGCGAGGCCUGCUGUCUCUGCUGGCUCACGCAUCUUAGUGCGCAUUUUCAUGUAACUUUCCUACGAGUAGGUAUGUUGCAUACUUUGUAACGGGGUAUGCUGUAUGCAAGCGGCAUCAAUUGAUAACUCCGCAUCAACUGAUGCUCCAAAUUAUCACCCUACUUUUGAAAGGACUUUUGGUAGCGUGUAAUUCAAGCCUUUAUAGGCGGCAAAUAAAAAGAAAAAGCGUGAUCGGAUUAAAAUAUUUCAGUCACCAUAUAUUCAUAUGCAUGGAGACUGAAAUGGUUUCAUCAUGUUACGACAAGAAAUAAAGUUUCCCAUCUUACCUAUUCGCCUGUACAUUUUCUUAAUCAUGCAUGUUAUGUACGCGACAAUAUAAUGAAAUAUAAUAAAG